Messenger RNA from Hymenoscyphus albidus, 1197 nucleotides. The record is from the annotation of a GenBank genome assembly. NCBI's taxonomy places the organism in Eukaryota, Fungi, Ascomycota, Leotiomycetes, Helotiales, Helotiaceae.
AUGAGUAAGUCACUUAUCUCCCCGGCUGUCUGCUACACGUAUUAAUUGCAUCAAUAGCCUCAAACCAGAGAACGGUAAGCCCAGAUGAAUCUUGUUGAAAUAUAAGCUAGUAGUAAUGUAUGGGAUAAACAGUCUUUUUUUCCAAACCGGGAUAAAGAUCACACUCGUGUUCCUCUGGUAAAGGUAUCUAUAGCAAUUCCUAUCCUCUCUAAAUUAUGAUUUCGAAAGGAAUGAGUUUAAUUACUCGCAGAUCGCAGAUUUUGGCUUGGCCAGACUAGAGCCGAGAAGAAGAAGAAAAAGGUCAUUGAAAAGAAUUGGACGCCAACCACGCGGCGGAACAGUAUACUACAGGCCACCAGAAGCGAACAAUGAAUGGUUUAAGCUACGGCGACCCCGCAAAGGACCAUAUACGAAUGUUUAUCAAAUUGGAGCUAUCAUGCACAACUUGGUGGCUCGACGUGAUUCUGACCAGUUCUUUAUUCCCAUUAAUACAUGGCGAAAUACCCUUUGCGGUCUGUUCAAAAGUGGGGAAACACAAGGGGUGCGGAUGGGCAACGACGACGUGGAGGGAUACUAUAGCAAGGCGUUGCGGGAGUUGAUCAUGGAUUGUAUGAACAAGGAACCGUUGAACCGGCCCUUGACGGAGGAGUUGCAGGGAGAACCCUUCAGGGCCGGGAGGUGGCGGUAGAGAGCGCUCAGAUGAAGAGGCCAUCAUUUGACCAGAAUGACAUGAAUUGGGACGAGGUCCCCUUCAUCACUAACCAGUUCCCAGAGCCUCCAACGAUCCAGGGCAGGCAAUUCGCCCCAAGACCUCCUCCGGUGCCUACGGAACCUUCGCCUCGUGAUCCAGGCCAAGAAAGGGUGGUGACCGGCUAUGGGUCUGAUGAGGAUGCAGAAACUGUGAGCGAUGAGCCUGAUGAAGCGUUGAGCUUGAGGCUCGUUCGAGAAGGAGGUGUUAUUCUUGAUAGAACACCCAUCAUCGUUGACUCGGAUGAAGAUGUCCCCCUAGACAUCUUCUCAAACCACCUUGUUGUGGAUGGUGCGCCUUUUGCAAUUCGUGGUGAUGGUGCCGGUGGUGCUGGAGAUGAUAUUUCUAUGGCGGGGACGGAAGUUGAAGAUACGAGAGCUGGAGAGUUGAGGGUGCCAGGUUCAUUCCAAAGAGGCGGCAGUGAUAAAGGAAGGGCAAGCACUGCGUGA